AUGAGUUCUGCUAAUCGUGAAGAUUUGACCCUCCCUAAACAAACCAUUGUCAAAAUUAUCAAGGAACAUUUGGGAGAGUCGAUCAAAUGUGCUGCCGAUACUAGAGAAUUGAUCGUAGAGUGUUGUGUAGAGUUUGUACAAAUGAUUGCUGCUGAGUCGAAUUCUAUUUGUGAAUCGGAUAAGAGAAAGACUAUUGCUGGAGAACAUGUUACAGAGGCUUUGAGAAGAUUGGGCUAUUCUGAAUAUUUAGGAUUGGUUAAUGAAGCCCACAACCAACACAAGGUUGAAUCCUCAAGACAUAACAAUGCUUCAAAGAAGUUGAAAAAUUCUGGUAAAACUGAGGAAGAAUUAAUUUCGGAACAACACAAAUUAAUUGCUCAAUCCAGAGCAAGAUUGAUCGGUAAUGGUGGUGCAACACAAACACCAACCACAGCAGUUAGUACUAAUUUUCCAACCUUUCCACAACAACAACACUAUCAACAACAACAACAACCUAAUUAUUAUACUUCUCCUCUAGUUCCUCCUCCAUUGGCUAAUGCUCAAAGAGGAGAAAUCAUCCCAUCAAAUAUCUAG
Messenger RNA from Naegleria gruberi, 573 nucleotides. RefSeq lists its product as uncharacterized. NCBI's taxonomy places the organism in Eukaryota, Heterolobosea, Eutetramitea, Acrasida, Naegleriidae. Bases 1 to 573 code for a protein of 190 amino acids. Gene Ontology annotation, cellular component: negative cofactor 2 complex. The record is from RefSeq and is a predicted model, not a curated record. Gene Ontology annotation, molecular function: protein heterodimerization activity; core promoter sequence-specific DNA binding; general transcription initiation factor activity. The transcript has a single exon. Gene Ontology annotation, biological process: chromatin remodeling; RNA polymerase II preinitiation complex assembly; positive regulation of transcription by RNA polymerase II.